CGAGGCUCCGACGGUCCCAUACGCGCCCGGGGCCCUUCACGCAAGAUCUCCUCCCUGCUCCUCUUCCUCGCAUCCUCGUCCUCGUAUUCGUCGUCCUUCUCCUCGCGGGGCGGCUAAUGGAACGAGGCUGCCGGGCCGGGGCGACACGACAACUCCAUUAAAGGUACCUGGGCAUGGUGGGCGUGACGCAGCUGCUGCCGCAGGGGGACCAGGAGGUGCAGAACGUGAGCACCUCCUCUGCCGUCAGCAUCUGCCAGCAUCUGCCGGGCCUCGUGCAGCAGCAGGUGGCCGUCUGCCAGAGCCACCCCGACACCAUCCGCAGCGUGAGUGACGGCGCGCGCCUCGGCAUCAACGAGUGUCAGUUCCAGUUCCGCAACGAGCGCUGGAACUGUACCACCGGCGCGGACAUCGACUACCCCUUCGGCUUCACGCUCAGGAGGGGGAGCAAGGAGACCGCCUUCAUCUACGCCGUGACGUCCGCCGGGGUGGUGCACGCCGUGACGCAGGCCUGCUCCUCCGGCAACCUCACCGACUGCUCCUGCGACAUGAGCAAGCAGGGACUCUCCACGCCCGAGGGAUGGAAGUGGGGGGGCUGCAGCGACAACUUGAGGUUCGGCGUCCAGUUCGCGCGGCAGUUCGUCGACGCCCCGGAGAAGGAGAGACACAAGAAGCUGAAGAGGAGACGGAACCUGAUGAACCUCCACAACAACGAGGCUGGCCGUGAGGCCGUGGCGCGGCUCAUGAAGAUGCAGUGUCGUUGCCACGGAGUCUCCGGGUCGUGUGAGCUGAAGACGUGCUGGCGCUCCAUCCCGACCUUCGCGGUGGUGGGGGACUACCUCAAGGGAAAGUACUCCACCACGCUCAGGUACAAGCGCAAGAAGAUGAGGGGGCCGAGGUGGCGCGACUCGUCCCGUCGGCGGAGGAAGCGACGUGGCCGCCGCAAGCGUCGUUUCCUGGCCGAGAAGGACGAGUUGGUGCACAUCCACAAGUCGCCCAACUACUGCAUCCAGAACAUCAAGAAGGGGAUCCUCGGCACGCAGGGCCGCGCCUGCAACAAGACCUCCGUUGGCGCCGACUCCUGCGACCUUCUGUGUUGUGGCAGGGGAUACAACACACAGGUUGUGCGGUACGUGGAGCGAUGCCACUGCAAGUUUGUGUGGUGUUGCCACGUUCAGUGCAAGACUUGCAUCACCAAUGUUGAUGUGCACACCUGCAAGUAGCUGAGAGGCGCAGGUGACAUGAGCAGUGGGGAGCACAUGCCUCGUUCACCUGACAGAGGAAGAGUUGUGACCCGGGAUCGAUUCUUGGGCCGUCUGGGCGCUGCGGAAGCAAACACGAGGAGGUGGACCGUACAAGACUUAUAGUGAACGAGUAUCAUGUUGAGCAACAACCGACUCGGUGCCCAGACGCAAGAACGCUGAGCGAGAUGCUCCAGCUGAGCCAAUCACUGCAAAAAUGAUGCACAUAAAUUUACAGCUGUUUAGUCAGUCGUAGUGGUAAACUAACAGCAUGAUAGUUUAGUGCUUUAGUGGUGAUGAUCAGGUAGACUCUGUGGAAGCUAAGCCAAGGCAGCCGCUAGUGUUGAAAUCCGUCGCCCCAGUGUCUGGAAGUCCAGUGUAUUCAUUACUAUAAUGAAAUUGCCCUGUGUGUCGAGGCAGCUCCUCUCUGCCCUUGGCCCCCACACCGGGUCGCGGCAGCCCAGUGUCGCCUCGUAACCCCAAACCACCUUACUCUUGGACAUCUCACAGGAUCGCCGCUCUUUAAAACAGAAGCAGUGGUACUUAUCGCUGCUUGUUCCGCCCGCAAGGCAGCCAGUGGCGAGGAGUGCCGCCAACAGACACCUCGCGCCGCCAGGAAGGCCGCGCAGCCCUGGGGAGGAACAGAAGGAGCCGCUGCCUCAUACAGCCACGCAGGACUGCCGGUGACAAGGUAUUACCAGAGGCAGCUAGACGGCGCCCACCAGCAGGCUCUGGCUGCCUCCACAACCACCACCACCACAACCACCACCACUAUCACCACCAUCACCACCACCAGACACCCAGAACAAGCCACCCAGCAGCUGCUUCCUCCUGAAGGGGACAACUCUCUUUAGUCGUCCGAGUAAUGGAUCAAAAUAUUUUGUGUGAAAUAUAUUGCAAUAAACUUUAUGUCAGAUAUUUACAUACCAUUAGCUAUGAUUGGACUUACCAUUACCUCAUAUUUAUGGUGUCGUGUGUACAGUGGUCCCUCCCAGUGGUAGUUUCAUAAACUAUGCUGUGUUUGUAUAUAACGAAGAAUAUUUUGCUUUUUAAUGCCCUUCACAAUUAUCUCUGAGUUCAUGGCUGAGAUUAGGACAUUCUUGUUCCACCAUAACGGAAGACCCGUGCGGUAGGUGUGUGGUGGCUGCCCCCCCCCCCCCUGGCCCUGACCCCUGCUCCACCUGGGGAGGCUCAGGGGUGUGGCGGGGCUGCAACAGUCACAACACCUGGUCGGCACGUGCUUAGCCAGAGUCUAAACAAAAUAUAUAUAUACAUAACUAACUCUGAGUUGGUGUGUUAGGCUGCGGCGGGCGGCAGCGGCGUGGGGAGGGAGAAGCAGCGGGGGGGGGGAGGGGAGGCAAGGCUGGUUGGGAAGUCAUGUCCUGCCCUCGUGUCUCUGGAUCCCCAACAUUGCAUCCUUUACUCCAUUUGGUUCACUUGUACAAUGACAUUAUAAUAUAUGCUAUUUUUAUCAUUUCUCCUGUAAAAUAUGUGCACAAUGUAUGAGAGAGAGAGAGAGAGAGAGAGAGAGAGAGAGAGAGAGAGAGAGUUCCACCAAUCAGUCUGCCUCUUCCCCUCCGUGCGCAAUGUCCCGAGCCGCCGCCGCUGUGCCCGCCAGUCCUGUGAGGGAGUCAACACCAGCUCCAUGUGACCCCUGACCCUGUGUCCCUCUUCCAAUUGUUCACCCACUCGCUCCUCUGCAGCCAAUUGGAUCAGAAGGUUUGGGCCUCAACGUCUAAGCUUCUCCAUUUACAAAGUGCUACCGUUCUCAGGGUCCCCACAUGUUCCCGUCUUGAUAUUGGUACCGUUUUGAAGGUUUAGUGACACUCGACGAUACAUGAAGCUUCAGUCCCAGCCACAUGUUUCCUUCGUUAUAUUGGUACUGAGGCCCUUAUUAUCAAACGUAUCGGUCUCCCAUUACGACUAUUCCUCAAGGCCAUAGAAAAUUAAUCGGAUUUUCAAGGGUGAUUUUCCCUUUCAAGAUGAAUGAGCCGUGUAAAACUAUCACUGAGAUCACAAAACAGUCCAUGAAAAGCCCACCAGCUUCUACGAGAGGCUUUCGAUCCAAGCAGGCGAACUGAGGCGUCGAUACGUUUAGAAACACGGGCUUGAGUGUUUGAUGUUUGGGUGGCAUGGAUUGUAUUAAAUGAGGCCUCGAUUAAAUUAGUCGAAAGGUUGUUUGAUGGCACUGAGUUUUAAUGUUUGUGAUUCGAACUCUAAAUGAAGCUUCAGUUCCAUACAACUUUUUUUUUCCAACAUUAAUAUUCGUACUGAAUUUUCAACGUUUUGGUGAAAUGAACUGCAAAUGAAGCUUCCGUUCUAAAAGAUAAAAGUGACUUGUUUUCUAUGUUCCCACCACUAAGACUAGCACUUGCUUUCGAGGCUUUGGUAAAAUGAAGCUUCAUUUCCAUUUGUUGCAAGGUUGUCUGCUUUUCAUUUCGUCACAGUGAGUGUCGCUGAGCUAACAAAAGAUCACGUUAUAAUUGUAUUUCUUCCCUUGUGUUUGUAAUAUAACACGUACAAACCAUAUUAGAUGCCAAAACUAUACCAGUUAUGUUAUAUAUUUGCCUUACUGGCUUCGACUUCGUGUUCAUACUGUUUAAGCUGUGGUGAACAUCCUUCUGUCCUUUACGAAGAUUUCACUGAGUCACUUCACGUCUUGGUCACUUCCCUCACUCAUGCGUCGAGGAUGCUGAUGUUCACUCCAGGACUCCCCUGUAAAUACCUGUAUCAUACAAGGCACUAAAGCAGAGAUGUAGAAACUCAUACAUGUAUUGACUAGUGUAGGUCACGCUGUCUUAGGGUCUGAACACUAGUUAAAAGCUUUCCAUGUGUCUGUGAAGGGAGAGAGAGAGAGAGAGAGAGAGAGGAGUAGAUGUGAGUGAAGACAAAAUGAGAGUAUUGUAGAGUUGUCGGUUGUAACAAGGAUGAAAUCAAUUACACUUAAGAGAAUACUUUAAUCUUCGAGUAGGUGUAAGCCUUGUACUGUCGAACUCUGGUUAGCAUUAGCAUUAAAACAUAGCUCGUUACUGCUGAUUGUAGUUCUCUUAAGCUCUACCUAAUGUCGGUGGACUUCAGAUGCAUAUGUACAGUGGUAACACAAUAAAUAUCCAACAUGACUCCAUUGCAGCGAAGUGGCUAAUACGUCUGUGGGUUGUUCACAAGAGUGGCUUGAAGGUGUUCAGUGUGUUGCGUCUCGGUACAGUCCCUCCACCGGCUGCCUCGGGAACGGCUCCUAACGAAGGGGUGUAGGACAUGAUCCCCAUUCUGUACGCACCAUUCCAGUUGCUUCGCAUAUCAGGAGGAAAAAAUAACUGUGGAAAAGAUUUGAGCAAAGAUAUAACAAUAAACAUAUAAUAACAUACAACAAAUAUAUUGAGAGUUUUAUACUUCAGGUCUGUCUAGCUUUGUUCAUGAUAUGGUUGUAAGUUGAAUAUUGCGAACAGCCUGGCGUGCAUACCCCUGCCGCGGAGCCCGUUGGCCGAGGCUGUAAAAGUGUCACCCGAGAACGACAAUAAACAAACAUGUCCCGAGAUAAAGAAGAGCCUCCUGACACGUUAAGAAGGCCAUUAACUCUUGUUCCAUAAUUCCAAAGCUUCAGUUAGUUUGGUGUUGACAAUAACCAUGCGUAAAAAGCUCGGUAAAGGUUCAGGAAAACUGCACCUCAGACCUCACAAAUGGUUCGUGAGACUGGCUGACUAUCUAGUUUGGGUUACAUUAAAUUUUGGUCGGAGUUGGUUACUUAGUUUCAGACGGCAUGAGCUCAGUGUGGCAUGGGUAACGAUGUGGCACAGAUACCUAUUAUAAUACAAGAAGUAAAUACUAGCAAAGGAGAACUAAAUGCUGCGCGGAACCUUUGUGAGAUCGGAGGUGUAGCUAUACUGAACCUGUACCCAAAGCUCUCCACCAGCGCGCACGAUCACGUCUGGAAGUACUAUAGUUAUUCUCGCGCACACCUGACGUCCCCGUGCUGCAGGUGUGUGUGUGACGCUGGUGGUGUGUGGCGUCGACUCAUCUCUUACCGAGCUCUUCCACAAACACCCAGACAGACUCUGAUUCACACUCGGAACACGAUGUCAAAACACGUUGGCGAGGAAAUGUACUCCAGUUGUCCUGCGUCGAUAUUGUCAGACGCUUCCGCCUCUCACAUCCACUAUUUCCAAAGGCCAAAAAGAAGAUCAGUCGGGUUCUAAUGAGUGUUUCUUUUAGGUUCAUGGUACAGAAGAAGGGUCAAACUAUCACCAGGGUCAUAAAACUACCCCUGGAAAUGCCCUAAACUCCUAUGAAAGUCUUGGCAAAUAUGUGUGCUUGGGCGCCGAUAUGUUUAAAAAUAUGGCCCUUGUAACCUUCCCUGUGCUGAGCCGCUGAUGCUGUGUUAUGGCGCCCAAGCUCUCCAGUGUACGGCUCAUGCUCUCUGGACCUGCACCGUGAAUCAGAGUCAUAUGCUAAACGGGCUGAAUUCUUGAGUAGAUGCUAUGUUUUGUGUAUUUUUCUUUUCCUACACUUUACGUCGCUCCUUCCUUACCAACCUCCCCUCCUCUUUCACUCUUGCAGUCCCAUAUAUUGUCUCCUCUUUCAACUAUUUUUUUCACAUACUUCUUUGUUGAUUUGGUAUGUUUUUUUUCUCUUUUUCUACACCUUCCGUCACUCGUUUCUUCCUUCCUUACCAACCUUCCCUCCCUUUUUCACUCUUCCACUAACCUGCCUCUAUUUGCCCACAUUAUCUCCUCUUACAACUAUUUUUUGCAUGCUUCAUUGUUAUAUUUGUUUCCUUCACUCAUCUCGUUCCUCCUUCUUCGCUUGCUAACAUUCAUUCCCUCCUCAUUUCUCUGCUUCUCUUCCUUUUCAUUUGGUUCUUUGUUUUUACGUAUCACUCCCACUAUGUCAAGGGAUAUAAUUAUUAUGAAAAGGGUUGUUUCAUUACUUCACAUGAGUCACUGGUUUGCCUUUUAAUGCAGUCGAUCUGUAGGUUCCCAGGCAACUUGAGUUCUUUGAGAUAUUUUGCUCUUCAUCGGUUACGUUGAAACAGUCUAGGCUACAUUUUUUUUUUUUUUGUACGAGAGAAACUUUAAUGUUGGAAAGUUUCUCUCUCUCUCUCUCUCUCUCUCUCUCUCUCUCUCUCUCUCUCUCUCUCUCUCUCUCUCUCUCUCUCUCUCUCUCUCUCUCUCUCUCUCUCCUGGCGUCUGUGUCGUCCGUCUCUUCCUUUGGAGUGACUACCAGUAAACUUCUUCAUUUCCCAAGAUUUUAUCAAUAUUUUUUAUAGACUUGUUAGGAAGGACGCCCGCCCUGACCUAGAUCAACGGAGAUUUGUAUUGUGGCAAUAAACUAGCCCGAAUAG
Molecule: messenger RNA, 6576 nt
Organism: Eriocheir sinensis (Chinese mitten crab)
Lineage: Eukaryota; Metazoa; Arthropoda; Malacostraca; Decapoda; Varunidae
Product: protein Wnt-16-like
Exons: 7
Coding region: 174-1220 (348 amino acids)
Biological process (GO): neuron differentiation; canonical Wnt signaling pathway; cell fate commitment
Cellular component (GO): extracellular region
Molecular function (GO): frizzled binding; cytokine activity
Source: RefSeq, a predicted model, not a curated record